Nilaparvata lugens (brown planthopper) is the source of this 1053-nucleotide messenger RNA. RefSeq names its product 5-demethoxyubiquinone hydroxylase, mitochondrial (gene Coq7). Gene Ontology annotation, cellular component: nucleus; mitochondrial inner membrane. Lineage: Eukaryota; Metazoa; Arthropoda; Insecta; Hemiptera; Delphacidae. The record is from RefSeq and is a predicted model, not a curated record. The coding region runs from base 398 to 952 and encodes 184 amino acids. Gene Ontology annotation, biological process: regulation of reactive oxygen species metabolic process; determination of adult lifespan; regulation of gene expression. Gene Ontology annotation, molecular function: 3-demethoxyubiquinol 3-hydroxylase activity. The transcript is spliced from 5 exons.
AAAACUUGGUAAAUGUUGACUUGGGCGAGCAAGUAAAAUGACGCCAUUCAACCAUCUUUUUGUUACAAGAUAGAAGAUAGAAACUUGGGACAUUGGGAUAUGAAACGAUAACAUCAUAUAGAAGUCGGCAUUGAUAAGAAAUCAGCACACAGUGUUCAGACUAUUCAGAAUGAACACGUAAUUGAGCUGAAGAGGAACGCGCGACUCUUGUGAUCUGAGCAGGCCCAGUUAAUAUAUAAGAGACUACGGCUGCGUACGCACCUGCGUGAAGAGAGGGCCAUUUCAACAACAAUUUCAUGUCUCAGGUGCCUGCUGAACAAUAACAAGAUGCACUAAGUUGUCUAGGAACUAUUAACACUUCAAGGGAAACUUCAACUUCAACACCAGGACUGCAGCCAUGUUUAGCCAGCAAAUACGACGCAGGCUCUCGCAGUCUUCAAAAGAAAUUAGCAGUAUGAUCAGGGUGAACCAUGCCGGAGAACUGGGCGCUGACAGAAUAUACGCUGGCCAAAUGGCUGUAUUAGGAAGUACACCGGUGGGACCGAAGAUUCAAGAAAUGUGGGACCAGGAGAAAGCACACAAGGCCAAAUUCGAGGAGUUGAUAUCCAAGUAUAGAGUGCGACCCACUGUCAUGGUUCCGCUAUGGAAUGUUGCCGGAUUUGUGUUGGGUGCAGGAACAGCUCUGCUGGGCUCUAAAGCAGCUAUGGCUUGCACAGUGGCUGUGGAAAGUGUGAUUGUAGAGCAUUAUAACGACCAGCUCAGGGUUUUGAUGGACGAUCCAGAGAAAAACAAAGAACUAUUGCAGGUGAUACAGAAAUUCCGGGAUGAUGAGCAAGAACAUCACGACACUGGACUAGACCAUGGGGCGGAGCAAGCCCCUUUCUACAAAGCUUUAACCGAAGUCAUUAAAAUAGGCUGCAAAGCAGCUAUCACUGUUUCAAAACAGAUCUAAACUAAUAAUAUUAAUCUAGAUUGACAGAUCUAUAUUUGUAAUAUUAAUUUAGAUUCACUAAUAGAGUACCUGUUGUUUGUGCAGAUUAGUAAAGUUAUUGA